AUGGCCGCCGUACACGCUCAGCCCGCCGCUGCCAACUACUUCUCUCCUCCGCCUCACACUCCUCAGAAGCAAAGGGGAUACAGAGUGUGUGACCAAUGCGGCGCAGUGGAACAGCCAUCAGGCAGCCGUUUCCGACUCUGUGGUGGAUGCAUGACCACGCAGUACUGUUCCCAGGAUUGCCAAAAGACACACUGGCCUUCGCACAAGGCUAUCUGCCAACAUACUGCCGGCCAGAUCGCUGCCGCGAAGCAGCCUGGCGACGUAGACGAGAACCUCGUCAAGAACCUCCGAAAAUUUGUCUCCGCGCACUCCACAUUGCUUGGAUGGGCGGGGUUCCAGGCGCUGCAGUUGAAGCGCCUACCCGCGAACGUCCGACAAAACGCGCUCUUGAUCGAGCUAUCCUACCGCCCUUCCGCCUCUGACUCCCUCCAUCGCUUCACCAUCAAGAAUACCCACAUCGUUCCCCGGACAUAUGUCACUGACAACGACCCGCUCGUCGGCGCUGACAUUCAGCGGCGCGAGGAGAGGUGUCGUCGAGCCGGCGGAAUCGGUACAGCCGUGAUUCUAGUCCAAUGUGGCGAGAUCAGCCAAGUCAUGCCCGUCGAAGUCGAUGCGCCAGGCAAGAUCACCUGGGACUCGCGCGAUGACUGGGCGGAAGUGUUGAGGCACUUUGUCGACUCUGGUCGGAUAGACUUCAAGCCCAUCUCAACGACCGCGCGAGGAGUUGUGUACGGAUGAACGAUUCACCCUCCGAUCAUACAUUCGCUUUCUCUCCGACGUCGAUCGUCAUCUCCGCGAACGUCGGGUACGUUCGCAUUGCCCUCUCCCGGCGCUGGUUCUCGGACAAUUACCGUCUAUAUUGCUGCAUAUUCACGCAUAAUUGGUGUUCACCCUGCUGUGUAUCGUCAUAUCCCCUCUUACAUAUUCAUCCUUGCAUUCUAAUUUAUGCACAGCA
Molecule: messenger RNA, 955 nt
Organism: Laetiporus sulphureus 93-53
Lineage: Eukaryota; Fungi; Basidiomycota; Agaricomycetes; Polyporales; Laetiporaceae
Exons: 5
Coding region: 1-738 (245 amino acids)
Source: RefSeq, a predicted model, not a curated record